UAUAUUAAUCAAUUGAAGUGCGCGAUUACAUUAGAACGAGUGUGUAACGAUUAACGGCAGUAAAUCAUGUUUCUGGAGAGUGUGCAUCUGUUCACGCUGACACUGGUAGCGCUGGCAGCAGCCUCGUGGGGCGACGCGAGGCAAAGUCAGUACCACAUUCAAACGGAUGAGGGACCUGAGAGAUACUUCCGCUUUCAGACCGACAACGGACAGUUCCGCAAGGAGAAACGGCUGCAGGACGGCACAGUCAUCGGCACAGAAGCCUGGAUCGAUGCUGCCGGCUUUUUGCGGCAGAAGGACUACAUCGCCGACAAGGAGGGAUAUCGUAUACUGAAAUCCAAGACUGUUUUUGUGGGUCAAAACAGAGGCAUUGAGGAGGCAAUCAAGUCCACGAAAGCAGCGCCAGCUCAAUCUGGCGUUCUGGUCGAUGGGAAUGUGGGCGGCAAUAGCGUAGCUGGCGGCUAUCGCAAACAUGGCUCUCGGUACAGCAGCACAACCACAACUACCACGCCCCCGCCGGCAUUGUAUGGCUCACCAAACUUGGCCACUGCUAAUCUGGACUCUGGCGUGGGCAAACUCAACUACCUGCCGCCCGAGCAGGCAGCCAAGAUAGAGCCCCAAACGCAGCUAGGAUUCGACCACUAUCCGGACGAGCUGCCAAGAGCGCGCGAUCAUCUCUUAGGCGGCAAUGUGCACAUUCAGCCCAACGCGGAGCCCAUCGAUGACAUCAAUGCGAUCAACGUGUACGAUGAGGAGGCGGAUCAUGGGUUUGCGCCGGGUCGCUUUGCUGCCGUGAUUGGUUCAACAACGCCGCGUCCUUCUGUGCCCUCGCCAGCUUUCUUGGCGCCAGAGCUGUCCAUGCUGCCGCCUCUGAGCUCUCACCGCAGGAGAAUCCGACCACGCCCAACAGCCAUUGGCAUUGUGUCCACGACUCCUGCACCCAUUGCGGCGCAGGAUCAGUUUGCUUAUUCAACGCCCGCGCCCUUCGUUGCGUCGCCCUCCCUUGGCGAUGCCGGGUAUCACUACGCGCCCACGGCCACGCCCCCGCGCAGUGCAUAUGGCUUAUACACAUCCAACUUACCACUGGAUGUGAAUGCAUUGGAUUCGCCUUUGCUGCCACCGUUGCCGGAUCGAGCGUACCGCCGCCGACUCCGUCCGCUGCACAGCAACAAUCUGGACGGCUCGGACUACGAUGGGGUCAGCGUGACUCGCAACGGAUUCCGCUAUGUGCUGCCCAAGCAGUACCACGAGGAGGCCCAGGUGGAUGGCAAGCGGGCGGGCAGCUACGGCUAUGUAGAUCCGUUCGGCAUACGCCGUGUCGUCUACUACAAUGCAGCGCCCGGACGUGGCUUCGUGCACCGCAACAACAAUCAGUAUGUGGGUGCGAAUGGAGCGCCGUACGACGACCCCGGCCCAGCGCAGCUGGUGAACGAGUGAAGUGCGUUACUAGCGUCCUUGUCAUAGCAAUUAAUCGAUAAUCGAAUCCACGUACUCUCUCCCAGUCCCCUCACUAAGCACCAAAACUAACCGAACUGCCUCAACGUAUGAGUGGUGUCCACAAAAUGAAAGCAUUUUUAGAUACUGUAGGUAGUGAAUACCUAUCGCUUGCUAAUCUGUAUAUAACCAGGCUUUACGCCUUAACCCUGCGCCCAGACACACGAACCACAUAACAAACAAAACGAAUAUCUGUGUUAAUUAAUUUAAUACUUAUAUAUUUAACUUAAUUUAUGAAUAAUCCAAUGUGCAAUUCGCGCCUAGAUUUAGUUAGACUAAAGCUUCAUUAGGGGCACUCGAUGUCGGUGCGGUAAGUGAAAAUAGUUUCAUGUAUUAAUCUUGCCAUAUUAACAACACGUAAAUAAACAC
Drosophila navojoa is the source of this 1863-nucleotide messenger RNA. RefSeq lists its product as uncharacterized. Gene Ontology annotation, molecular function: structural constituent of chitin-based larval cuticle. Gene Ontology annotation, cellular component: chitin-based extracellular matrix. NCBI's taxonomy places the organism in Eukaryota, Metazoa, Arthropoda, Insecta, Diptera, Drosophilidae. The record is from RefSeq and is a predicted model, not a curated record.